Messenger RNA from Malania oleifera, 1376 nucleotides. Its product is annotated as beta carbonic anhydrase 5, chloroplastic. The record is from RefSeq and is a predicted model, not a curated record. Lineage: Eukaryota; Viridiplantae; Streptophyta; Magnoliopsida; Santalales; Ximeniaceae. Gene Ontology annotation, molecular function: zinc ion binding; carbonate dehydratase activity. The transcript has 9 exons. Bases 242 to 1126 code for a protein of 294 amino acids. Gene Ontology annotation, biological process: carbon utilization.
UGGGGGAAGUCAAAAGCAGUAGAACAAGCAAUAAAGAAACCUCAGCUUUGAAUUGAGAACAGGGAAGUUGGUUUCUCCGUCUUUCUUGGAGAUGCACAGCUGUUUUGUUUUGGAUCCGCCAACGCACGCAUGAGCCCCACACCUUCUAACGCUUUUAUAUUCCCAAUGACUGCAAGUACGCUGAUCCUCCCUGCUUUCCUCCUUCCCCAUUGGGAAAACUCUUUACUAUCAGAUCCGUCCUAUGGCGGCCCAUCAAGCUUCCUCUCUGGAUAUUCCCACACCUGCAUCGAUCUUUGGUUUCAGGAAGAAACUGGGAGAAAUUGAGCAGACCCAUUUGGGAUUAUCGACUUCUUUCAAAAAGAAUCCAGCUUUGAGGUUAAGGGCUUCAAGUGAGCCUCCUCCCAGACUGACUCAGGAACAACCAAACAACACAUUAGAGAGUGCAUCAAAAACUGAAAGUGGUUGUGAUUUUUUCAAAGAGAUGAAGCAUCGAUUUUUGAGUUUCAAAAAGCAUAAAUACUUGGAAAACUUGGAACAUUUUAAAAAUCUCGCUGAGGCUCAAGCUCCGAAGUUCAUGGUGAUUGCUUGUGCAGAUUCCAGGGUUUGCCCAUCCUACAUCCUAGGAUUCCAGCCGGGUGAGGCCUUCAUGGUUCGAAAUGUGGCAAAUUUGGUACCCCCAUUUGAGAAUGGACCCUCAGAAACAAAUGCUGCCCUUGAAUUUGCUGUAAAUUCCUUGGAAGUUGAAAACAUACUAGUUAUUGGCCACAGCUGCUGUGGAGGCAUUAAAGCCCUUAUGAGUAUGCAGGAUGAAGUAGAUUUGAGUUUUAUUGGUAGUUGGGUUGCUGUUGGGAAGAAUGCAAGGUCAAGUGCAAAAGCUUCUGCUACCAGCCUUAGCUUUGACCAGCAGUGCAGAUAUUGUGAGAAGGAAUCAAUUGAUCGUUCAUUGUUAAACCUGCUCACUUACCCCUGGAUCAAAGAAAGAGUGGCAAAAGGUGUCUUAUCUGUUCAUGGUGGCUACUAUGACUUUAUUAACUGUACAUUUGAGAAAUGGACACUCGAUUGCAAAAGAAGCAAUUCAAAGGAGGAAAGUGGAUAUGCAGUUAAAAACCGACUAUUUUGGUCCUAAAAUUUCUCCCCCAUUUUUCUGCCAUUGAUCAUCUCUAGCAAGGCUAUUUGUUGUAUAUUACAAAUAAUGUUAUUUCCUUUGUUUGCACGUAAUUUUUUUUUUUUUUUUUUUUGAUUGCCUAAUUUGUAUUUCAAUGCUUCUUUUUGCUUUGCCAUUUUGUUGCAUACUAUGCUCUAUGCAGCAUCAAGUUGGAAUAUCAAACAAUGAAAUGUAAUUUAAGAAAAUGAUCUGAAAGAAAUUGUUUUAGGAU